UACACAUUUUAUUUUAAAUCAGUGACAGGAUUCUCUACUUCGGUUUAUAAAAUAUAGAGUAUAAUGUUGAGUUUUGCGACGAUACUCUGCGCAAAUUCAGGUUCGUCGCUUUGUGUCAUUAGUGUUGAUCGCUCUUGGAUGGCUCGUUAUUUAAUUCAGUUUCGAUGACAUCUUUACCAUAUGCUGGUAAAAUCGGGAAUAGUGUGCAGUGAAUGUAUAAAUAGCCGAUCGGUCGAUCAUGUGUAAGGCAAAGUAUGCCUUGAACAUUCCUAUCAUCUGAUUUUUCUUGGCAAACUGAUUUGUCUUAUUGGUUGUGAUGUGAUGUCCAUCAAACCUGUUGUGUUAUCCACGUGCUGUGAUUUUGUUAUCGAACGACGAACAAACAUUAACGAACGCAACGAUUAAAGAAAAUAGACCAUUUCAAUCCUAACAAAACAUAAUCUUAAAAACGUUAUAGCAGGUUUUGAGUACUUGAAGCAGAAAGAUGAGCUUAAUAAAAAUAUAGUAAAAUGCGACAUACCGCAGUGGCUUUGUUUGUCAUAUUGGCCGUCUUUGAAAUCAGGAUCGUAAAAUGUUUCGUUUCAUCAGUACUUUGCUCUCGAAUGCCCGGUCUAACACAAACUCAGCGUCUAAUAUGUUCUGAGUCACCAGAUGCUGUGGUAUCGCUUGCUGUGGGGCAGCUACUAGCAGCAAAUGAGUGCCAAAAACAAUUUCAUGGGCACCGCUGGAACUGUUCUCACGUGUGGAAGAAAGACAUGUUUGGUCAGAUUGUGGCUAUAGGUUCGAAGGAGGCCGCAUAUACAUACGGUAUAACUAGUGCUGGAGCAGUGUAUUCGAUUACAGCUGCUUGUGCCAAAGGAAACAUUACUACAUGCGGCUGUAAUAAGAAGCAAAAAACCUUUGUAUCCAGUGAUUCUGAUACAUGGAAAUGGGGUGGAUGUUCGGUGGAUAUUUUAUAUGCAAUGGCCUUCGCUAGAAGGUUUCUCGACAGUCGAGAAAUAGAAAACGAUAAUCGCAGCCUUAUGAAUUUGCACAACAAUCGCGUAGGACGGAAGACAGUUAAAGUUCUCUUACGGACGGAGUGCAAAUGCCACGGCGUAAGUGGAUCAUGUGCUAUGAAAACAUGCUGGAAGAGUCUGCCAUCCUUUCAGGCUAUCGGAAAUGUAAUGAUGAGGAAAUAUCGAAAGGCAAAAUUAGUACACACUAUUUCCUCUCAAGGAGAAAGUACGCUGUAUCUGUCAUUGAAACGUAGGGGACCAAAUCUGCUAGAAAGAGAACUUGUCAAGAAAAGAAGUCAAAAUCCAAAGAAAACCGAGUUAGUUUACUUACAUUCGUCACCGAACUAUUGUGAAUCUAACAUUGCAAAAGGCAUCUUGGGUACUGUGGGCCGAAGCUGUAAUCGUACCUCAAACAAUGUGGAUAGAUGUGACCUUUUGUGCUGUGGCCGAGGAUAUGAUACACAUCAAAACGUUCGCAGUUGGCAGUGUAACUGUAAAUUUAAAUGGUGCUGUACAGUAGCGUGCGACAUUUGCACGGAGAGAAAAGAAGAGUAUACGUGUAAAUAG
This is a messenger RNA of Anopheles darlingi, 1565 nucleotides long. RefSeq names its product protein Wnt-2 (gene Wnt2). Gene Ontology annotation, molecular function: frizzled binding; cytokine activity. The record is from RefSeq and is a predicted model, not a curated record. The coding region runs from base 510 to 1565 and encodes 351 amino acids. Gene Ontology annotation, biological process: canonical Wnt signaling pathway; cell fate commitment; multicellular organism development. NCBI's taxonomy places the organism in Eukaryota, Metazoa, Arthropoda, Insecta, Diptera, Culicidae. Gene Ontology annotation, cellular component: extracellular region. The transcript has 8 exons.